Dracunculus medinensis (Guinea worm) is the source of this 528-nucleotide messenger RNA. Lineage: Eukaryota; Metazoa; Nematoda; Chromadorea; Rhabditida; Dracunculidae. The record is from the annotation of a GenBank genome assembly.
AUUGUAAAAAGUAAUAUAGACUUAGACGGUGGAAAAAGAAAUGGCUUCUAUUACUGUCGACGAUGGACCGCGCUCCGCUUGGAAGCGAGUUAUUAUAGCGAAUUAUUCACUUAUUUUUCUAUUUAAGAGUAAUAAAAUUCGUCAAUUGUCCGAGGAGCUGAUUUAGUUACGUUUCGGACCGAAUCGUUCAACACAAAAGGACGAUGAUAUAUCUGGUUUAAAAGCGCAGUCAAAUAAUUCAAGUAAUUACAAUACAAUUUCUUUCGAUUUUUCAUCUCCAUGUGCUGUGCGAAAAUCUCGAACAGAUCUUGUGCGUAGUGUUUCAGGGUAUAAAUUUUGAAUAAAAAAAAUUAUCGAAUCUUUCAGAACUCAUCCGCAACAUCUUCCUUCACUCUAUUCGAACUGGCAAAAUUUUUCCUCUUUAACCAGCUUCAGUACGGAAAAAAUAUCGAAACGAAUUAACAGUUUACCAAAUGAACGAUUGGUACUAAUUCGAAAACUACAAGAAUCCGAUAAAAAUUCCACAAA